This is a messenger RNA of Penicillium canescens, 465 nucleotides long. RefSeq lists its product as uncharacterized. The transcript has a single exon. Gene Ontology annotation, molecular function: oxidoreductase activity, acting on single donors with incorporation of molecular oxygen, incorporation of two atoms of oxygen. The record is from RefSeq and is a predicted model, not a curated record. The coding region runs from base 1 to 465 and encodes 154 amino acids. NCBI's taxonomy places the organism in Eukaryota, Fungi, Ascomycota, Eurotiomycetes, Eurotiales, Aspergillaceae.
AUGGCCGACGCUGGAAUAGCUGGAGCUCAAGACUUGGAGUCUAAAAUUGACAAAAUGAGACGACUCCGAGAUCUCGACGCAUAUACCUCCCCACUCUGGGUGACACUUCAAGCUAAACAAAAGUCCCUCCCGGUCAAGGAGGAGUUCGAAUACAAAAAAGCCGAUCCCUUUAAUUCUGGUAUCAACUCUCCCACGCGAUAUGAUCUCGAGAUGGCUUCCUGUGUCGUUCGCGGCACCAUCCCCCUGGAGAUAGACGGAACCUUUUACCGCGUGACCUGUGACCCAAUCUUCGCGAACCGAAACAAGAAGGACAUCUGGAUCAACGGUGACGGUGCCAUUGAUGCUUGGCUAAUAUCUAACGGCGUUGUUAAUUUCAGGCAGAAAUAUGUGCGCACUCCGCGAUUCGUUAUUGAGCGGACGGCGCUGAGAGUGUGGGACGUACAGAAAUCCGUUUGCAGGGGAUGA